UAGGAAGAGAGCAUUUGUUCUACUGACUGCGCGACGAAGGCUUACCAAGAUGUUGUUCACUGUCGCAUCACUGCUCGUGCUACUUCACGGAGGGUUCUGUGAUCACUCGUCGGAAAACUACCUUGCCGACGACCUGCUGAGGUUCGUUGCGUGCGACGCGUUGCCUCUGCGAGACGUCGGUUUUGAGGUGGGCGUCGGGAACGACACCGUGCUCGAGUCGUUCCCGUUCGAGAUGGUCAACGGCACGGCCUGGCGGUUCCGUCGCCGCGUUCAACGCCUGGGCGACUGUCAAAGCACGCUGUCUGCUGGCGGAACGCUGCGCAUAAUGUGCCCGUUGUCAUUCGCCGGACUGAUGGCGAAGUACGACGUGGAAUCCACUUCUAUCCCUCGUGAGCGCAGCCGUGAGCUGCAGUUUUUCGUACGCGAGGGUCACGGAAAUAUGGAGAUUGCAGCAACCCCGGGGAGGCCGACGCAGCUUACGUCACUCCGCCUCUUCUCUCUCAAGAUGGAGAUGAGAGAAAUGAACCGGCUCCUGGUUAAUCCCGACGUCGACGCAAUUUUCGAGCUCAAGGCGUGUAAGAAUGUGGAAAGAAUGCUGUGGGAGGUCCUGGAAAUCUCGUACGCCACCCUGAUAAGGGAAAUGCUUCAAAGUUUACGACCCCACUUGCCUACAAGCAUGUAGGCUAGUAUGUUCAUCUCGUAUAAAUUCUGCAUUGAACGAGUGGAAA
This is a messenger RNA of Dermacentor silvarum, 728 nucleotides long. RefSeq lists its product as uncharacterized. The coding region runs from base 50 to 682 and encodes 210 amino acids. The record is from RefSeq and is a predicted model, not a curated record. Lineage: Eukaryota; Metazoa; Arthropoda; Arachnida; Ixodida; Ixodidae. The transcript has 4 exons.